AACAGUCAUAAGUGUUUUUAAAUCACAAAAUGUAUUAUCUAAAUAACGAGACUGUUGCUCUUCCUUCAGUGGGAAAUUUUCCCCAAAGGGAAACACACUCAUCAACAUUAGAGCUAAAGACUGUAUCUAUAAAUCCAGAUGAUACCUACACUGUUCAGCAGGCGAUCAACGCCUUUGGUUUCGGAUGGUUUCACGUUAAGUUGUCGCUUUUGGUGGGGCUUUGCUGGAUGUCCGACUCCAUGGAAAUGGCCAUCCUAAGUAUACUUGGUCCAGCUUUAUUCUGCGAGUGGAAUGUCACAAAAUUCCAGCAGGCUUCGGUCACAACUAUAGUAUUUUUAGGCAUGAUGUUGAGCUCUAGUUUUUGGACGCAACUAAGCAACAGAUAUGGCCGAAAGUCGGCCCUCACUUUGUUUGGAGUAUUAUUAGUCUUAUAUAGUAUACUAAGUUCAGUGGCUCCCAGUUAUGCGUGGCUUUUAACCCUACGAGGGCUGGUGGGUUUUGCAAUUGGCUGCGUUCCACAAUCUGUCACCUUAUAUGCGGAGUUCCUGCCCACCAAACACAAGGGAAAGUGCGUAGUACUAAUGGAUUGUUUCUGGGCGUUGGGAGCUUGCUUUGAAGUUGUUUUGGCCCUAGUUGUCUAUCCUUAUUAUGGAUGGCGAGGACUUUUGGCUUUGUCAGCUACGCCAUUGUUGAUUUUUACUAUAUUAUCACCGUGGCUCAGUGAAUCGGCUCGAUAUUAUUCCUAUAACGGGCAUAAUGACAAGGCAAUUAAAGUUCUGGAACAGAUAGCUCAUAACAACAAGCGUCAUAUGCUGAUGGGUCGCUUGAUGGCCGAUGAAGAACCUAGUUCCACGGAAAGUUUCAGAUCCCUCCUUAGUUCGAACCUGUAUCGUACCACUAUUUUACUAUGGUUUAUUUGGCUGGCUUCGGCUUUUUGUUAUUACGGCUUAGUCCUGGUCACAACUGAGCUACUGGUGGCCAGAAACAAGGAGAAUAAUCCAAACGAAUGUGUGACCUUCAUGACCUCCGAUUUCAUGGAUCUGCUGUGGAUUACCUUAUCUGAAUUUCCGGGAAUUUUGAUCACCAUUAAAGUGAUUAAACUAUUUGGCAAGAAAAAAACUAUUGUCCUGCAGUAUUUAGUGCUUGUCCUGUGCACUUUGGUGUUGAUGUCGGUAACCAGUCGCUUUUCAACAUCCUUAACUCUUUUUAUUGCGCGAGGUACGAUAUCUGGAAUCUUCCAAGCCAUUUAUGUGUACACUCCGGAAAUAUAUCCCGCUGCCUUGAGAUCGGUGGGAGUUUCAGGAUGUUCCGUGUUGGCUAGACUUGGCGCCAUGUUGACCCCUUUUGUGGCGCAAGUUUUGAUGGAUUCAUCCAAAGUUCAAGCAAUGACCACCUACGCAUUCGUGGGCUUACUGGCUUCCAUAGCCUGCGCUUUCCUGCCCAGAGAAAAUGUUGGUUAUCAUUGA
Drosophila takahashii is the source of this 1466-nucleotide messenger RNA. RefSeq names its product synaptic vesicle 2-related protein. The record is from RefSeq and is a predicted model, not a curated record. Gene Ontology annotation, biological process: transmembrane transport. Gene Ontology annotation, molecular function: transmembrane transporter activity. Lineage: Eukaryota; Metazoa; Arthropoda; Insecta; Diptera; Drosophilidae. Gene Ontology annotation, cellular component: membrane.